AGCGCCAUCUUCCGGAAAAUAUAAGCUUUUUUUUUUCUUUUCUUCUUUUUUUUUUUUUACAAUUUAUUUGAAAAAAAAAGUGAACAAUUUGCUAGCUGUUGUCUCUGUUGUUUGUAAGUGUGAUUAGACUCGACCGUUCGUAGGUGUAAAGAUGGCGCGAACAUUUUUUCCUCCCAGCCAGAGAAUAAAUUUAAAGUUCCGGGAAGCUCCGUUCGACCUGCUCACAGAUUUCCUUAUUAACCUCAACAAAAGAAACAAAGAUCACCUCAACAGUUUGUCUCAGUGCAGUGGAAACUUCAGAGAUCAGAGAUUAACUGAAUACAUCUUCCUGAUGACUGAGGAACUGAGCCUUGAUCCUCUCGCUGGAUACCAUGCCAUAGAGUUACUACAAAGGUUCAUGGUCAAGCACCUUACAGGUUUAUUGACACCUCAGGGUGAAGCUGCUGAUCCACAGAGAAGUGAUGAGAGCGCUGUGUUUGACAGUGUCAAGGAGAAAUUCCCCCUCAUCAUUUUCUCCUGCGUGCAACUUGCAAGCAAAAUGUCUCUGCACAGUCAUAUAAUCGACAACCACACUGCUGUACGCUUCCUGCGUUCACUCGGCCACAGCGUUUCAAAGAAGACUCUCCUGAAGUCAGAGCUGACGGUCUUGAAAGGGCUUGAAUUCGGACUGAACACCCUUAACCCACUCAUAUAUGUGGAAAUCCUCCUGGAGGUGCUUGGACAUAAUGAGCCGUCCGUCAGCGUGGAGCACCUGUAUCACCUGUGCCGCCACGUUCUCCACUUCGUCAGCCUGCAGAGGGAUGUCAUCUACGACUCCUUGUUAGUCACCACUACUCAAUGUGUCAGCCCGUCCAGAGAACAGAGAGAGCAGUUUGUGACUGUGACUGAAGACUACAUGCUUCUUGGUGUUGGUGUCAUCGCUGUGGCUUCGUUCGUCCUCUAUGUCACAAAAUGGGAACAGGUGGUGGGAGAGCUGAGUCACAUCACAGGAAUCUCAAGGAGGAGCAUCAGCGAUUUCGCUCAUGUGACACUGAUGCACAUUGUUAACGUCCCUGCUUCUCUGUAGUCUUGAUAACUCUCAUCCACUGAAUACUGCUUCAAACUCACACUGUUCAUAGUUGUCUAGCUGUAAAUGUUGGUGCAGAACAUGAGGUAAUAAAAAACAAAGCAACAUGUGUGUCAAAAAAAGGGUCACUUAAA
This is a messenger RNA of Acanthopagrus latus (yellowfin seabream), 1200 nucleotides long. It is a transcript of the gene cntd1, whose product is annotated as cyclin N-terminal domain containing 1. The record is from RefSeq and is a predicted model, not a curated record. Gene Ontology annotation, biological process: reciprocal meiotic recombination. NCBI's taxonomy places the organism in Eukaryota, Metazoa, Chordata, Actinopteri, Spariformes, Sparidae. Bases 152 to 1066 code for a protein of 304 amino acids. Gene Ontology annotation, cellular component: site of double-strand break. The transcript has 7 exons.